AUGGCACUCUUCGGUAUAAGCUUUUUCCAACAAAAGAAGUCUCUAACGCCUGAAGAUGGACAUUGUCAUAACCGAAACAUAAGAGUGGAAGAUAGGAAACGACUGGUAUUGGUGGUAAUUGAUGCGUUUGCGUAUGAGUUUGUCGACGAACAUCCAGAAGAGCUCAAGUUUUUGAUGAAUGGGAAAGGGAUCUUGGUCAAAGGACAUGUUCAAGCGCCUACAGUGACGUUGCCCAGAGUUAAAGUAAGACCGAUUGUGUGUAAGAUUAUUCUAAAAGUUAAUUUAAAGAUUUUACAGGGUGCGUAAAAAGUGGUGUUACCAAACUUUACCGGUCGUUUUCUCUCUCUUGCGGUUAAAUUAUUUAAAAAUUUUUAUUUUGUCUUAUUCUCGGUUGUUUUUUUAUUGUAUAAUCAUAAAAGUUAAGUCUUAAUUGUCUAAUGUCUGUCUGUAUUUAGAUGUCAAACAUGAGGGCCACCGUCAUCAAAUUACAUAAUGAAGGAAAAAGUAACCCCGAAAUCGCGAAAUUGCUGAAUAUUUCAAGAAUGACAGUCUACAGAUCCGUAAAACGUUUCGAAGAGCUUGGACAUGACCGUGACAGACCUAGAACUGGGCGUCCCGCAUAUGUUAACACCGUGGCCAAUCGUCAGAUGAUCAAGAAGCGCUUCAAGCGAAAUCCACGGACCCCAGUACGAAAAAUGGCCCGGGAGACAGGAAUCAAAGAAAGUACUUUGAGGUACAUAGUGAGAAAGAAACUUAUGAUGAAGCCGUACAAACUCAAAAAAGUUCAGAAGCUAACUGAGGAAAACAAAGCGGUACGCUUCAAAAGAUGUAAACUGCUCCAGCAGCGGGCCGCUGGUCAAAAAUGGGAAUGAAUUCUUUUCACGGAUGAGAAAAUAUUUACAUUGGAACAGGCCUACAAUCCCCAAAAUGACAGAUGGUACUCAACAGACCCUCCUAAAGCUGAAGCCAUCGUGGAACGCACCCUGUAAAUGUGUUUUUGAGUGAUAAAGCAGGCUUUAUUGUUAUUUUAACAAUAAAAGUAAAGUAUUCAAUGUUUUUGGAGGAGACCGUCAGUGAUAAAUGGAAGAUAUAUUGAAGAUUCAUGCUUUUGUUUUAGGCAAUAGUGUCAGGGACAGUUCCAACGUAUCUUGACGUAAUUUUUAACUAUGCGACAUUGGAAUUCGCAGAAGAUAAUUGGGUUAAAAGAGGAAAAGACAGUGGGUAUAGGUAAUAUCUUCAGCUUUUAUUGUUUAUGGACAAGAUAUUGGUUGCAAUAUUAGAAAUAACUGCGAAAUAUCAUAUAUAGCUUGUCUAUAAUUAAAUUAUUUUGCAGAACUGUCUUCUACGGCGAUGAUACGUGGCUAAAGAUGUUUCCAAACGUCUUCGAACGAUCUGAAGGUACAGUAUCAUUCUACGUAACUGAUUACACCGAAGUUGACAACAAUGUCACCAGACAUCUUGACUAUGAAUUGAACAACCUUGACAAAUGGGAUAUCUUGGUAUUGCAUUAUCUUGGAUUGGACCACAUUGGGCAUUCGUUGGGAGGAAGAGCUGAUAAAGUCAAGGAGAAGUUGAGAGAAAUGGAUGGUGUUGUGGAACGGAUCUACAGGAGUUUGGAAGGUCAUGGUGACUUUAAUUUGGUGGUGAUGGGUGAUCAUGGUAUGACAGAGACUGGUGGACACGGUGGAGGAGAUCCGAGAGAGAGUAAUGUUGCCAUUUUUGUCAAAGGGAAUGACAUUGACACGAAUGUUAUGGAUAAAAAGGGUAAGGUUACGUUGUUAUUGGAGAGGUUUUGAAUUUAACUAGAGUUUAACUUAAAAAAUAAAACAAAUGGGCUUACUUAUCACACUUUUAGGAAAGUUGGUAGAACAAGUUGAUAUUGUACCUACUAUUGCAAGUUAUCUUAACCUUUGCAUUCCGGUGAACAACUUGGGAAUAUCUUUUACUUUGUCGUUUAAGGAAGUCGGUCAAAGUAGUAUUACGAUGAUGAAAGACAACAUUUUACAAUUUAAAACUUUGUUUUCUGAAAAUAAAGAAGUUGAAAGUAAGUUUUUUGUCUAUGAAUUAUGUGAUAUAUUGUAACAAGUUGAUGUUAUGUUGUAUAUCUUGUACAGGUUGAUAGUACGACUGGUUUUAACUUAAAGAGGUUGUGUUUAAACCUACAUAUGACAUUCUGGUUUGCAGAUUUGGACAUUUACUGUACAGCAAAUGAAAGCUUUGAAAAGUGUAAUGUCUUGCUCAAGAAUAUGCAAUUCGAUGCUUUGAGUUCUCUUCAACAUAUCAACUAUAAUCGUAUCUUCUUUUCUUUGGGGUUAUUGGCUUUUGUAAGUAUUUUUAAUUUACCAACUUUUAUUUAAAUUGUUAAAAACUAGUUUUUUAUGAUUUACUUAAAAUAAUUAAUUUUUUGUUUGAAACGUAUUUUACUUAUGAUAAUUAAAAAUUGAAUGGUUUUAAAUGUACUUUUACAGCUUUUCUUAAUGUGUUUAUAUGAAUAUGAAGCUAAAUCCAACCAAGGUGCACUAAUAAACUUGGUCUUCGCUGGUCUACCAUGUGUAUUAUGGACAUCUUCGAGUUUUAUCGAAGAAGAGCAUGAUGUACUGUAAGUAAUAAAUCUCUAGUUUACCCUAUCUUAUUUUUAUACUUUUAUGUUUUAUUGUGACAUAGCUACUAGGCUAGGCCAACUUUCUGGCUUGGGUCUAAUUGCUGCCACGUAAUAAAUUAAUAUUUGCUUAAUUGCUAUUAGAUUGUUCACAUUAUUCUGGGCCUCUUAACCCGUAAAAUUUGGUUUGAUCGGUGGCACAGAAUUAUUUGAACGACCUAAUAAUUUAACGUGAUAACAACUUUUAGUUCCUCUGUUUUAACUUAAUAAUGAUUCAGGAAUUACAUUGUUCCAACCGUAGUAAUGCUGAGUUGGUAUCUCAAUAAAACUGACAGUAUGUACAGUUUUGUUAUAAUGGUGCUACAAAGAGUCGUGCGAUUACCAUUCGAACAUAAAAGACGAAGAUGGUUAAUGGAAAAGGUAGAAGGUUUGGACAGUUGGGGUAACUGGUAUGUUUUUUUAAGAUUGUGGUGUAUGUUUUAUAUUUUGUCAUGUCCGAAUAUGGAUGAUCCAAAAUUUUCAAAGUUGGACGCUUUGAAUGGCUCAUUUAUAUUUGGUCAACUUGAUAUUUGAUCUUAAGUACAGUUACUGUGGCAGCACAGUGAUUAUUCCUGUAACAACACUCGUUUUUUCUUGUGUUUAAACUGCCUUUUCAGGUACUAUGCCAUUUUAGUGCCGUUAUUGAUGGUGUUAGUAGUUAAAAAUACAAAAAUGCGUUUGCGAAACUUUGUGAAUAUUAAAUCAGCUAAAUGUACGGGUAUUUUAUUGUAUCUUGGACUAAUCAAGCAUGGAGUUUUAAAGUAAGUGUUGCUGUAUAUAUUGUAGUAAUUUGAAGUUUAUUUAUACUAUUAUUAUAGCUAUUGCCAUGUUAUUCAUCUUUUACUUUUUGUUUAAAGUUGGUAUUUCUAAAUUUAUUAUAUGCUUGAUAACAAAUUAAUUUGCAGUACAUUUGGGUAUCCUCAAAUAUUAAUCAUUGUCAUGUUCUACUUAUCAGACAUUCGAUGCGGGUUAACUAUGUGGUAUCUCUUUAUAUGUGGACCUCAAGAUAGCGUAGUAGUGGUUAUAUGUCAACUGCUGGGUAGUUGCAUUAGUGACAUGAAGAGAAAACUGGAGUCAUUGUAUGUGUUGAUCAUUAUGGCGUCUUUCUUUUAUACGGUAAGGCUUUUAAUUUAAAAAAAAAUUAAAUUUCAGACUUUGAAUAUUGGACUUAAGAUUGACUAAAGUAGUUUAGAUUUGUUUUUAGUAGCUAAACCUGAAUGCCGUACUUGAUUCUUAGUGUUAUCUAAUCACAUAUAGUUUAUAUAAUUUUAAUAUUCAGGGUAACAGUGAAAGUUUGAGCUCAGUGGAUAUUAAUGUUGGCUAUGCUGGUCUCAAAGACUACAGUAUGUUGAUAGUAGGCUUCCAGAUCUUCCUGAAGCUCUACUUGGGUCCUAUCAAUAUUGUUAUGGGGAGGUAAGUGUUGCUAUUUGAACACGAUUACUACAUAUUUUACUAUAUAUUGCAAAUAAUAUUCAUCUUCCUUACAUUUUACUAUUCUACAAAAGUUAUUUGGUGUGCUAUUCAUUUUCUCAAAUAUAAAAUUUUAGCUCAGCAGCUCAAAGAUCAUUGUUUAUUUCGUUAAUGACAUUCUCGAGGCUAGCAUGUGCACUGAUGAGUACGAUGAUGGUGUUCUGGCAGAGGAAUCAUUUGUUUGUUUGGAGUGUGUUUGCUCCAAAGAUGGUGUUUGAGUUUGUUCACUUAUUACUAUUCUUUGUCUUUUGUGUUAUCAAAAAUUUGUUGAAAUUCUGA
Messenger RNA from Bursaphelenchus okinawaensis, 4387 nucleotides. The record is from the annotation of a GenBank genome assembly. Lineage: Eukaryota; Metazoa; Nematoda; Chromadorea; Rhabditida; Aphelenchoididae.